AUGGCCAACGAAGCCCCCGAACAGAUGCUCGAUGUCUUCAGGGCCGCUGCCCUGUCCGUCACGAAGCUGUACAAGUCGUCGAUGACAGCUCAAGCAAAGGCUCGCUCAGAUGGUUACCAAGAGUGUCUCGACGACCUGCUGCAGUUUCUAGACAAAGAACACCUCGGUCUCGGCGAUGGCGAGGGCUGGAAGAUCAGAGCAUGGGCGAAUGAGCGAUUAGACACAACGGACACCUCGCCCCAGAUCAUCGAGAGCGACGAUGACGCAGAAAAGCCAGAACCCAUGUCAUCUCCCGAGAUACAUCGAUCCAACAGCACAUCAACAUCACAUCAACCAACUUCGGCUCCACGCGUCGACACACAACUACAGACGGAGCCCGACACACCUGUAGUCCAGGAAAUCACGGUCGAUGAGCCUGAGAUUGUCGUCCCUACGCAGGAAACAUUUGAUUUCCGCUCAUCUCACCCCUAUCCUCAAGACGCUCCGUCACCUCUCAACCUGGCGAACUUACGCCUUUCUGAUGCUCGAGGACAUGACCAUUCUAUUUCGUCGCCAAAUUCGGCCCCUCCCUCCAUCUCUGUCUCACGUCAUUCGUCCCGGGGACCACGGCAUGUCAGUAGUGGGGGACGCAACGCAACUCGAUCAGCGAACAGACUGGGGCAUGGUGCCGGGACGAAGCGCAAAGUAAACCUUGGGGAAUUCUUUGACUUGGGCAACCUUGGUCAGUUUAAGGAUGGUUUUGGGGGAUCUGGUGCGAAAAGGAGCAGGCACCUCUGA
Messenger RNA from Diaporthe amygdali, 777 nucleotides. RefSeq lists its product as uncharacterized. Bases 1 to 777 code for a protein of 258 amino acids. The record is from RefSeq and is a predicted model, not a curated record. The transcript has a single exon. Lineage: Eukaryota; Fungi; Ascomycota; Sordariomycetes; Diaporthales; Diaporthaceae.